AUGACACUUCACAUGAUUGAUAUUUUUUCACAAAUUCGUGCUAAAGAUAUUAAAUUAUUUACAGAACUUCACAAAAAGAUAUUAAACGAAUUCUCAUGCCUAAUCAAACCGAAAAAUGAGAAAUUAGCGACAUUAUUAUAUUAUAAAUGUUUCAAUUUUGAAAUUUUCAAACCUGAAAUAGAAGAAGAAGAAAUUGUGAAUUUAUAUUCAACAGAAUCUCCUUUAUACUAUAUUGCAUGGGAUAAAGUUGAUGAUCUUAAGAGUAAAUUCCCAAACCUUGAUAUUAAUUGGGAGAUUAAUGAAAUCACACCACUUAAUUGUUCAAUUAAAUAUGGCUCAGAAUUGUGUUUCAAUUACUUGAAAAAUUUAGGAGCUAAAUACACUGAUAACUCCGAAAAAUAUGCUGUUCAAGGCGGAAAUAAAAACAUUUUUAUGGAAAUGAUAGAAGAUGGUAAAUCAUUUGAUAACAUGAUUGAUACAGCAUUGGAUUAUCAUAACUAUGAAAUUGCUAACUACCUUAAAUCAAAUUUUGGACAAACUCCUGAUUCAAUAGCAGAAAGUAUGUAUUUCGGAAAUUAUGAUGUUGCAUCUUAUUUACUUUCUAAUGGAGAAGAUAUCAACAAAAUUUAUAGUUUCCUUCUGUUCAUAUUUAUCAUUGUUUUAUAA
Molecule: messenger RNA, 666 nt
Organism: Trichomonas vaginalis G3
Lineage: Eukaryota; Parabasalia; Trichomonadida; Trichomonadidae
Product: protein ubiquitination
Exons: 1
Coding region: 1-666 (221 amino acids)
Source: RefSeq, a predicted model, not a curated record